Brassica rapa (field mustard) is the source of this 3206-nucleotide messenger RNA. Its product is annotated as probable pectinesterase/pectinesterase inhibitor 21. Gene Ontology annotation, molecular function: enzyme inhibitor activity; pectinesterase activity. NCBI's taxonomy places the organism in Eukaryota, Viridiplantae, Streptophyta, Magnoliopsida, Brassicales, Brassicaceae. The record is from RefSeq and is a predicted model, not a curated record. Gene Ontology annotation, biological process: cell wall modification.
CUCACAAUCUCGUUUUCUCAGAACAAACGGAACAGCUCUAACUUAAAAAAAAACAAACAGUAUGUCGUACGGGUACGACGAUGAUUCCAAGAGAAAGAAGAGGUAUGUUAUUAUCUCAAUCUCCUCAGUUCUUCUAAUCUCCAUGGUCGUCGCCGUUACCGUCGGUGUCAACCUCAACAAGCACGAUGGUAAAGGUGACUCUGAAAGUAACGGGCAGAUAACGGCUUCAGUCAAGGCCGUCAAGGACAUAUGUGCACCAACGGAUUACAAAAAGACUUGUGAAUAUAGUCUCAUCAAGAACGGGAAUAACACGACCGACCCGAUGGAGUUGGUUAAGACAGCGUUCAGUGUUACGAUGAAGCAGAUCACCGACGCGGCUAAGAAGUCUCAGACGAUUAUCGAUCUUCAGAAGGAUCCGAGGACGAGGAUGGCGCUUGAUCAGUGCAAGGAGCUGAUGGAUUACGCGUUGGGGGAGCUUAGUAACUCCUUUGAGGAGCUAGGGAAGCUUGAGUUCCACAAGCUCGACGAGGUUUUGAUCAAUCUGAGGAUUUGGCUCAGCGCGGCGAUAAGCCACGAGGAAACUUGCCUUGAAGGGUUUCAAGGCACGCAAGGGAAUGCUGGAGAGACCAUGAAGAAAGCCUUGAAGACGGCUAUCGAGUUGACGCACAACGGGCUAGCGAUCAUCAGCGAAAUGUCGAAUUUCGUGGGGCAAAUUGAUAUUCCUGGGCUGAACAGCCGCCGGCUUUUGGCCCAGGAAAUUCCCUCGUGGGUGGACCAGCGAGGGCGUAGGCUCUUGCAGGCUGCUUCCGAGUACUCCGACGCAAAGCCUGAUAUUGUUGUGGCUCAGGACGGGAGCGGUCAGUAUGCAACGAUCAACGACGCGUUGAAGCACGUUCCAAAGAAGAAGAACACGACUUUUGUAGUUCACAUUAAGGCUGGAAUCUACAAGGAGUACGUUCAAGUCAACAAGAGCAUGACUCAUCUCGUGUUCAUCGGCGAUGGUCCCGAGAAAACCAUCAUUUCCGGUAGCAAAAAUUACAAGGACGGUAUCACUACCUACCGUACCGCCACUGUUGCCAUCGUUGGAGACUACUUCAUUGCCAAGAACAUAGGGUUUGUAAACACUGCCGGGGCAAUCAAACAUCAAGCUGUUGCAAUAAGGGUUCAAUCAGAUGAGUCCAUAUUUUUCAACUGUAGAUUCGAUGGUUACCAAGACACGCUCUACGCUCACUCCCACCGUCAGUUUUACCGUGAUUGUACCAUCUCAGGCACCAUUGAUUUUCUCUUUGGAGACGCGGCUGCUGUUUUCCAGAACUGCACUUUGUUGGUGAGGAAGCCACUUCCGAACCAGGCAUGUCCGAUCACAGCUCACGGUCGCAAAGACGUGAGGGAAUCAACAGGAUUUGUGUUCCAAGGUUGCACGAUUGCCGGCGAACCGGAUUACUUGGCAGUCAAGGAAACUAGCAAAGCCUAUCUCGGAAGGCCAUGGAAAGAGUAUUCAAGGACUAUUAUCAUGAACACUUUCAUACCAGAUUUUAUCCAGCCACAAGGAUGGCAACCAUGGCUUGGAAACUUCGGCCUCGACACAUUGUUCUACUCUGAAGUACAGAACACAGGACCUGGAGCAGCCCUUGCAAACCGGGUUACUUGGCCCGGUAUUAAGACACUGAGCAACGAAGAGAUCCUUAAGUUCACACCGGAUCAGUACAUUCAAGGUGAUGUUUGGGUUCAUGGCAAAGGUGUACCAUACACUCCUGGCCUCUUGGCUGCUAACCCUAAUGCUGCAACCACAAUCCCCAGCAACUCAGCUGCUCCAGGUUUCUCCUCCUUCACGGAUACAAGUGGUGCUGGCUCAGUUUCUCCAGCAGCUUCCCCGCAAGGGUCUAUUAAGAUGGUUUCAAAGUCUAACUAGAAAGAUCGAUUAAGAUGCCAUAUAAUGUGCUUAUUUCCUACUCUAAUUCAAGACAAUCUGGAAACAAAAAACAUUUGCACAAACUUGAGGAAUUCAGGAUUAUUGAUCUACCAAAUUGUUGAGAUUAAACUCAUGUUUGAUAUCACAGUAUUUUAAAGAUGUUGUGUAUAAAUCUUAAUUAUAACAAUGAUUAUGUAGAAAUAGUUUAGAUAAAUUAAUUUUCUUUUACUUAUGUAUCCUAAACGAAAUUAAAACCUGCAAAUCGAAUUGGAGAUAAUAGCUUAUUUAUUUCGUAUGAAACACAAUGUUUAAGAAAAAUAUACACUUAUUUUUGCUGAUACAAAUCGUAAAAAAGUGCUAUGCAAAAAAGUAAUAUAGAGGUCACUCAAUGUUAUUCAGAAUGUGAUUCAUUAAAUUCAUUUCACCAUAUCACACACACACACACCUCCUCCAUACAUGAUACAUUUAUCAAUUUAUGAAUCAGGACAAGAUUAUGAAAAUAGAAAUUCAUAAAUUAUUACUAUAACGUAACUUGCACCCCCAUGCAUGAAGGCAUAAAUAGUGAAACCAAAUUGCUUUCACCAAAAAAUAAGUUUUGAUUAUCUUUCUUUCAUAGAAGAAAGAUGACAUUUUCAGGAAACAGAAGUAGUUACACCUAACUUCAUUUACUUCUGCUGCGUUCACUUCAUUUCCGCACUUUCAUCUUUGUUUUUUUCGCACUUUCAUCUUUUACUCAUCUCAUUGCUAGAAUUCAAAUACAUGAUCCGGUCAACCUCCCUCCAGAUGUUCUCCACUUUAUAUUUUUCUCGAUGAUCUAUCUGAUUCUGAUUCAAUUCUAACAAUCCAACUAGUGGUGGAAUUAGAUAAAAUCACCAAACGAAAAACUUGUUAUCUCCACUUUAAACCUGGUCUCUAAGAUGCAGUGAUCAAAUCAGCGGAAAAAAAAGAGCAUAUAUUUUCUUACAAAAUGUGUCAGACAGUAAAGUGUCCGUCCUUUGCAUUCUUCGAAUUCUACGCUAGCUUUUUCAAAAGAAAAAUCCAUAAAUUUCGACAUAUUAAUCAAAUUAAGCUGAUGAGUAGAUCUGAAACAAAACCAACAUUUAAUUUGGAUACACAAUUUACUCUAUUCUAUGUAGAUAUAGAAAAUAUUUUAUUUUGGGUUAACAUACAAAUUGUGGUAAAUAAAGGAAAGUGGCUUCUGCAAGGCAGUUUUGCAUGCACGCCUAGUCUCAACAACCUACAUCUCUACGCUUUACUUCUCUGCAUUUACUUCUCUCUUUCACCAAUUGGGAAG